CUAGGGCUGGAACAGCACAACUCGUCGCCACCACGAUCAAUUGGAUACAUAUAAAAAAACUCUAUACAUCCCUGCAUCUCCCCGUCAACAUCCAUCAUGUCUACGGCUUCUACCAGGGCAAUAGCUGCACCAACUCAAGGCAACUGGGGUCGUGGUCUUGGCCUCUGCUCCGGUCAGCGGGAGCCCGAGUACGAUCUCUUGCAGCCAUUCGAUGCUAUGCCACAAGAAGUAUCUGGUCCGACCGUUUGGACGAAGGAGGAGCUGGAUCGAGACACAGGGCGCUGGCUCUAUCACUUCACCGAAGAACAGAUCAGGCACAUUAGUGCUGCCGUCCACGAGAUCGAAGCAGGAGGCCUUCAACUCUCUGAAGUCAAUAAGUCGACUUUCAAGCUCCCUAACCCCUUUGUGGACUUUCUAGAUCGGAUUCGGGACCAAAUGAUCAAUGGUAUCGGCUUCUCUGUGCUUCGCGGCCUUCCCGUUGACUGCUGGUCCACUCGACAAGCCUCAAUCGCAUACCUCGGCAUCGGUUCCUACAUCGGCCGCCGCUUGAGCCAAAACCGACAGGGACACAUGCUGGGUCACAUCAAAGACCUUGCAGAGGGCAAAGAGGUUAAUGGCGAAGGCAGAAUUUAUCGCACGCAGAAAUCUCAGACGUACCAUACGGACGAAAGCGACAUCGUGGGCCUACUUUGCCUCCACCAGGCGAUGGAAGGCGGAGAGUCACAGGUGGUCUCCAGUCACAACAUCUACAACACGCUGAGACGAGAAAGACCAGACAUGCUACGCCAGCUAUGCCUGCCACAAUGGUUCUACGAUCGAAAGGGGGAGACCAGCGAGGGAGAGAAGGAGUGGAUGCGCAAACCGGGCUAUUACUUCUACAAGGGAAAGCUCAGCAUGAAGUGGGACUCUUACUACGUCGGAGCCCUGCAACGCUUCUGGGCUGCUGGGCUUCUUCCACAGUACACGGAUUCGCAGCGUGAGGCGAUCCAGGUGAUGGAAGAGAUGUGCCGCCGAUUAUCUCUGGAGAUGACGCUGCAGCAGGGUGAUAUCCCCCAACUUCCCUCUCGCCUAAUUUUUCUUGGCAUCUGCUGUUAGUGAAUGAGUGAGCCUACCACCAAAUUACU
Colletotrichum godetiae is the source of this 1124-nucleotide messenger RNA. RefSeq lists its product as uncharacterized. The transcript has a single exon. NCBI's taxonomy places the organism in Eukaryota, Fungi, Ascomycota, Sordariomycetes, Glomerellales, Glomerellaceae. The record is from RefSeq and is a predicted model, not a curated record. Gene Ontology annotation, molecular function: oxidoreductase activity. Bases 97 to 1095 code for a protein of 332 amino acids.